Messenger RNA from Carassius carassius (crucian carp), 3681 nucleotides. It is a transcript of the gene postna, whose product is annotated as periostin, osteoblast specific factor a. Gene Ontology annotation, biological process: cell adhesion; extracellular matrix organization. Lineage: Eukaryota; Metazoa; Chordata; Actinopteri; Cypriniformes; Cyprinidae. Gene Ontology annotation, molecular function: cell adhesion molecule binding. Bases 91 to 3213 code for a protein of 1040 amino acids. The record is from RefSeq and is a predicted model, not a curated record. Gene Ontology annotation, cellular component: extracellular matrix. The transcript has 26 exons.
GGGAGGGCUGCUAUAAAGGCCGGUUCCCUGUUGCUUGCUCCCAUUCCUUCAGUUGUUUCAGUGGGUUUGAUCUGCAGGGUAUACACCAGAAUGAUACUCCUGUUUACGGUCACCUUCACCAUCCUGGCACUGUCCUCCCUGGACCAGGUGGAGUCUUCAGCCUAUGACAAGAUAGUCACACACAGUCGCAUCAGGGCUAAGAGAGAAGGGCCCAAUGUGUGUGCUUUACAGCAGGUCAUGGGGACCAAGAAAAAAUACUUCAGCACAUGCAGGAACUGGUAUAACAAAUCCAUCUGUGGUAAAAAGGCAAUGGUCUUAUAUGAGUGCUGUCCAGGUUAUAUGAAGUUAGAAGGGAUGCGAGGGUGCCCUGCAGUGGCUCCUAUUGACACUGUGUUUGGCACCCUGGAUCUGGUGAAUGCCAAGAUCACCCAACGAUACUCCGAUCAGUCCAAAAUGAGGGAAGAACUCGCGGGAGCCGGAUCUUACACAAUGUUUGCACCAAGUGACGAUGCCUGGGAAGAGUUAGAUCCUGCAUUGAAAGAUGCCAUUGUGAGCAGUGGAAACACUGAGCUUUACAAUGCACUCCACUAUCACAUGGUCAACAAACGUCUUCUCACUAAGGACCUGAAGAAUGACAUGACCCUAGAGUCCAUGCAUAACAAACAAGGCCUCUAUAUCAAUCACUACUCAAAUGGAGUUGUCACUGUGAACUGUGCCAGGAUCAUUCACGGCAACCAGGUGGCAACUAAUGGAGUUGUGCACGUCAUUGAUCGGGUCAUCAGCGUCGUAAGCCAAACGAUAAAGGAAGUGAUCAAUUCCAAUGAUGAUCUGGCUUCACUCAACACAGUUGCUUUGAGAUCAGGUCUCCUGGAUCAACUGGGAGAGCCCGGACAUUACACACUUUUUGCUCCAACCAACGAGGCCUUUGACAAUGUAGACAGAAAAGUCCUUGAGAGACUUAUGAGUGACACAACUGUACUUAAAGCCCUUUUAAAGUACCACCUCCUGAACUCAGUGCAGUGCUCUGAGGCCAUUAUGGCGGGUUCUCUCUAUGGGACUCUUGAGGGCAGCAAUAUUGAAAUCGGAUGUGAUGGCGAGAGCCUUACAGUCAAUGGUAUCAAGAUGGUGCUGAAGAAAGACAUUGUCACCAGCAAUGGGGUCAUUCAUCUGAUCAGCCAUGUGCUCAUGCCUGACUCGGCCAAGCAGGUGACAGAGCUUAUAGGCAAAUCUCAGAGCGUCUUCAGGGACCUGGUGUCUGAGCUCGGCCUGUCUGCCGCCAUGCAGCCUGAAACUGAGUAUACUAUUCUUGCCCCACUGAAUGGAGCCUUCUCUGACGAUGUAAUGUCCAUGGAUCAGCGUCUCCUGAAGAUGAUUCUAGAAAACCACAUUAUGAAACUCAAGAUCUCUCUGAGUGACCUCUACAGCGGCCAGCUUCUGGAAACCCUGGGAGGAAGACUCCUCAGAGUCUUCAUUUAUCGCACGGCUGUGUGUAUUGAGAACGCAUGUAUGGUCCGAGGCAGCAGAGAGGGCAGUAACGGAGUCCUUCAUCUCAUGCGAUCACUGAUCCAGCCACCCGAGACAACCAUCUAUGAGCUGCUCUUAAAAGACGGACGCUUCAAAAUCUUCCUGUCUCUGAUGGAGAGUGCUGGACUGACAGAUCUACUGAAGCAGGAGGGAUCAUACACACUCUUUGCUCCUGAAGAUGCUGCCUUUGGCACCCUGACAGAGGAAGACAUCACUCUUCUGAAAAGCGACAUCAACACCCUCAGGGUGAUCCUGCUCUACCACUUUAGCAAUGGCGUCUUUAUUAAUGGUGGCUUGGAGGGUGGAGUGACUAAUCUUCUCAAGACCAUUCAGGGCAACAACCUUCAAGUGCUGUCUGUUAACAACUCCAUCCAUGUAAAUUCAGUGGAGGUUCCAGAUUUUGAUCUUAUGGCAUCCAACGGAGUGGUUCAUGUAGUGAAGGCCAUAUUAUAUCCUCAAGAUCUGCCAGUUGGCCGUGAAGACAUAUUGAUUCUGCUGAGGAGACUCAUCAAAUACAUGCAGCUGAAGUUUGUAUCUGGAUACACCUAUCGUGAGAUUCCACUUACAUUCAUCAAGAGGACAAUAACCACACAUGUCAUUGAGAAAGGUCCCAAAUACAAGGUGGUGAUUGAAGAACCAAGUGUCACCAAGGUUACACGAGUAAUCAAAGGAAAACCAAUCAUCACAGAAGUUACACAAGAGAUUGAAGAAGAUCCGAGCAUCACCAAAGUUACACGACUGAUUGAAGAAGAUCCAAGCAUCACCAAAGUUACACGACUGAUUGAAGAAGAUCCGAGCAUCACCAAAGUUAGACGAGUGAUAGAAGAAGAUCCGAAUGUCACCAAAGUAACACGAGUAAUUGAAGAAGAUCCGAACGUCACCAAAGUUACACGAGUGUUUGAAGAAGAUCCAAGCAUCACCAAAGUUAGACGAGUGAUAGAAGAAGAUCCGAAUGUCACCAAAGUAACACGAGUAAUUGAAGAAGAUCCGAGCAUCACCAAAGUUAGACGAGUGAUUGGAAAAGAUUCAAACAUCAAAAUUACACGAGUGACUAACGGAGAUCCAAGAAUCACCAUAAUGAAAGGAGUGGUUGAAGGAGAUACAGGCGUCACCAAAGUUAGACAAGUUAAUGAAGGAAAGCCGUCUAUUACAAAAGUCACAAGGCUCAUUGAAACUCACAGUGCUUCAUCUGAUGGAGAAAUUGACACUGAGGGAGAUAUCAAGAGAAUCAUGGGUGAAGAUGUAACCAAGGUGCAGAAGUUUCAUGGUGGUGAUGUACACAUCCUCCGGGAGGAAGAUAUCAAACAAAUCACUGAUGCGAUUACCCAGGGAGGUGGACCGGGGAUCACCACCAUAAGUAAAGUAAUCAAACCAGGGGUCCAGGUUGUUGAAACUGAACCAGGGCUCACCACGUUUACUAGAGUAAUUAAGAAAAGCCCUCAGAUCAUUGAAGAUGAGGAAACCACUGUUACCAGAGUAGUUCGACCAGAACCACAGAUAAUUGAAGGACCAGACUUUUCUAAGAUUGUAUCUUUCAAGGACAGUCCAGACCUCUUUGAAACAGAAUCGGAGAGAAUCACCAGAAUCAUCAAGGAGGGUCGUUCUAAAAAACGAGCUGCCAUCAGACCACCACACGGAUCAAGGCGGAGAGUGAGAAUGGUCAGGCAUCACUCCAGACGCAGACAGUGAGAUGAAUGAGGCUCACUCUGAAGAUCCAGCUAAAGAGAAAGACAGUGUUGUAGGGCAGUGUGUUUAUCCUGCAAAUACACUGUUACUUCAAACCGCAUUGAAUGUUUACACAUUACAAACCAAUGCAGUAAUAUCUUGGAUCUAUGUGGCACACACCCCACUUCAACUCAGAUAAGGGGUACUUGAAAUGGUGGUGGUUAUAAAGAGAGACAUUGGUCAUUUUUGUUUGUUUGUUUUUUAAGCUGUUUAUAUUGUUUCUUUGAAUAUAUAUAUACUGUAUGAGCCUGUCAUUGAGCUUGUCGUGCACAUGAGAUUUUGUGGUGCUUGCAUUCAGGGAUAUGAAUGCAUUUUUAUCUGUAAGGAUCAGCAAAGCUUUGGCUGUUGAGUUUACUUUAAAUCACGCAGCUUGCCACUUUUCAUCUGUUUCUAAUUUUCUGUUCAUUUUUCAUGAAUUUCUUCACAUCUACA